Molecule: messenger RNA, 2214 nt
Organism: Lodderomyces margitis
Lineage: Eukaryota; Fungi; Ascomycota; Pichiomycetes; Serinales; Debaryomycetaceae
Exons: 1
Coding region: 1-2214 (737 amino acids)
Source: RefSeq, a predicted model, not a curated record
AUGUUUUCAAAUUCAAACGCGACGCCAACAAGCUACUUGUAUGAACGGGCUUCCAAAACGUCCGAUGACAGUGAAACCAGUUCAGAUUAUUGUAAAAAACAUCCCAAUUCUUCCGAAUGUGAAAAACCAGUGAGUAAUGAUAGUCUUACUAUUGCAUUGUCAAUUGUUUUACCAGUUAUUGCCAUUCUUUGUGUUUUGGGCUAUUUCCUUUACAGGAAUUAUCGGAAGGAUAGAAAGGAAGACUUGGAACGUGAUCCUGAUUUUUAUGAAACUGGUGAAGCUACUGCAUUACCUGAUUAUCCUGAAAUGAAACAUGAAGAUCCAUUCCAUAACAGAAACUCAAUAAGAUAUCCAAUGGAACAAAUCAAUAGAGAGAGCAAUUAUGGCGGCGAUAAUGGAAAAAGAUUUACGCAACACAUGGCGAGAAAAUCUCAAGAUCCUUAUCUAGAUAGUUUUGUUUUACCUUUUCAACAUCAAACCGGAUCGAAACUUUCAUUGGACGAUUAUGCUAGAAAUUUGGGUGACCUGCAAGGAUAUCGCACUCCAACUCCACAAACUAGAGGUAAUUCAGUUCAUAUUGAUACUGCCUUGAAAAUGAAUUCAAAUACACAUUCAAGAAAACCCAGUUCUCAAAUCAGUCCGCUGAAGAAAGUUGAUGGGAAGCAAUACACCAAUAUACCGAAUGAAUCAAAUCCUGUAUUACAGGAAGCAUCGCACGAAGUUUCAAGUAUCAUGGAUGAAUCUGGUGGCUCAGCUUCGGACGACAGUGGUGUUGUAUCCCCUCAAGAUGAUAAGUUUGGUAUAACUUAUGAAAAUGAGUCGGAAGUGCCAGUCAAUAAUGCCAUUCCACAAAUUGUGAUUCAUGAUGAUAACCACAACAACACAAAUCAUGACGACGACGAUACUGAGCCCCAUGAUUCUACUACUGACACGUCGCCUUUCAAUGACAAGAAUCAGCCACAUGAAACACAAGACACUACUUUGGAUACAAUUCCUAUGCAAACUUUGAAAAAGGAUAUGCAUGACGAUGUCCCAGAUGGAGAUAGAGAGUCUGCAUCUUCGGUUGAAUCUAAUACUAAUCCAAUCCACAAAAAGUCUACCAAAAUCAACAAGUCACCAAGAAUUUCAGCAUUUAAUUUAUUGAAAAAUGACAGUGAUGCUGAAGAUGAAGAAGGUGAAGAAGAGGAAGAAUUGGAUAGGUUGACUCCACAACAACAAGAAGAAAUUAAACGUAUGAAAUCAGUAUACAAGGUUUAUUUCGAUAAAGAAGGAGAACCAAUGAAAAGAAAUCCUGAUCAAGAAGGUGAAGAAGAAGAAGCAGAGGAAGCAGAAGAUAUUGAACCUAUCCAAGGGGAUAAAAUCAACGAUGACUUGAUGGUUGAUGCUGAUUAUGCAAAGAGGUAUAGUAAUACAUCAUCGGUGUAUAUGGAUCCAGAUGAGGCUUAUCACCAUGAACAACAACAACAACAAAUGUAUUACAACCAUUUCAAUCAACAAUAUCAACAAGAAUAUGGAGCUCCCGUUGAUCCCCAAUUGUAUCAACAAUUUCAGCAACAGCAAUACUAUUAUUAUCAAAGACAACAACAGCAACUUCGACAACAACAAAGGCCGCCUCGUCCAUUGCCUCCUUUACAACAAUUGCGUAACCCAUCAGAUCUUCGUAAAUCUACCCUCCAAACAUUUACUGAUUUUAGACCUCGUGCCAAGAACCAAACAGUCAUGUCUCCACCAGAAGGCAAACAACCAUUUGUGCCUAUUGAAAAUGACAAUGUAUGGACAUCGCCGAUAAAUUCACCAAGUAUCCAAUCACAAGCAUCGUUCCCUCAACCACAGCAUAAUCAAAGUGAUUACUUCCACCAACAACAACAACCACAGCAACACCCACAACAGCAUCAUCACCAACAACAACAACCACAGCAACACCCACAACAGCAUCAUCACCAACAUCAACAGCAUCCAAUAUAUCAAAACAAUAAACCAAAUGGUGGUAUGCCUGUUCCUUCAGCCACUCAAGCAUCACGAUCAUCAGUAGUGAUGUUGAAUCCAGUUACUGAAAUUACUAAAUCGCGUAAAUUCAGACCUGCUGGUUCUUUGCCUAGUAACAACCAAUUACAUGCCCAAUUUGGUCAUAGUGACUUAAAUGGACCUGAAAAUGACUUGUUACCAAGUAAUAGGAAAAGUGAUGUUAGAAGAAUGAUGAAUAGUAAUUUUUAA